CCCGGAAUGUGGAGGGACCACCGUGGCCGAAUCACUAGUUCACUACCAUCAACCCUCCAAUUUAUAAACUAGGUUUCUCAUCGUCCCUUCUACAGCGUCUUCUCUUCCCCACUUCCCAAUCGCCCUCGUCUGUCAGUAUUUUUAAAGUUCCAGCGGCGGAGGUGAUGGCGGUGGCGGUGGCGGUGGCGGUGGUGGGAGAAAGUGUCGCCAUUGAUGAAGAGGUGGAAUUUCAUAACGCCAUUGAGAGAGAAUUUUAUCAGCUUAUUAUUGAGCAGGCUGAAAUCGAAACAGGCCAUGAGAAAUCACCAGCCGUUGAUUUUGGAACGGUGAAAAUCGAUGAUCUCAACGAAGGAAAGGAUGGAAAAUAUGCAGAGAAUGUAGGUAGUAAGAUUGGGGAAGAAGUUACUGAGUUAGCGAGUUGUAAUCGGAGUUGGAUAAUUAACUAUCCGACGAGGCCUGAUGCAGAGGAUUGCUCGUUUUAUAUGAAAUUUGGGUCUUGUAAAUUUGGGCAGAGUUGCAAGUUUAAUCAUCCUCCGAGGAGAAUGAAUCAGGGUAUCAAACAGAGAGAGUAUCAUAGGGACGAAAACUUCGAAAGGGUAGGGCAGGGUGAAUGCAAGUAUUACCUGACGCCGGAGGGGUGCAAAUACGGAAGGGACUGUAAUUACUCUCACGGUUCACAAAAAACCGAGGAGUUCAACUUCUUGGGACUUCCAAUUCGAAGGGGAGAAAAAGAAUGUCUCUACUACAUGCGCACCGGGACCUGCAAAUACGGGUCAAACUGCAGGUUUGACCAUCCGGAACCUUCCGCUGUGGUUGGAGCUGACUCUUCUUCUGGAUAUGGCAACGGUGGCUCUCUUACAUCAAAGCUCGUUUCCUCGUCAUCUGUCUCUUCAUGGUCUUCGCCGAGGGAAUUCAACGCGACUUCUCCAUUUACAUCAGUAACCCCUCCAACCAAAGUCGUUGCUAGUUCGAAUAGAGAGUGGGAAGGAUAUGAGGCUGCAACUUAUCCAACAUCUGAGAGCGGCUUACCUGCACCACCAGCUUUUGCCGUAGAGAAUCCACCGAUUAAUCUCUCUACGCCUUAUCACUAUCAGCAAAAUAUGGUGGUCGAAGAAUACCCCGAACGCCCAGGUGAACCUGAAUGCAAUUUCUACCUAAAAACCGGAGACUGCAAAUUCAAAUCUAACUGCAAGUUUCAUCAUCCCAAAAGUCGUUUGUCAAACGCAAAGCCAUACUCGUUACCUGUCAACAACAAAGGCCUCCCUCUUCGACCUGAUCAGCCCUUGUGUACAUUCUAUCACCGUUUUGGCAUCUGCAAGUAUGGACCUGCGUGUAGAUUUGAUCAUCCGUUGGAUUUUGCCAGCUUGCAAACGAAUUUUCGUCGCCAAGUAUAUGGCAACUGAAAAUUCGUCCGAUCGGGGUUGUAAAGCGGGGAAAAUGGAAACUGAUUGAGCUUGAGAAUAGCACAGAAGAAUUCUCUAGUUUAAAACUUUACUCUUUAACAUAUUGAUUGGUCUAGGAUCUGAAUUAAUCAGAGAUUUUGAACUUUCUAAAGGUUACUUUUGGCUGUCUUUGUUAUUAUCUGAGCUACUGUUUUCGAAGAUUAUUAAUAUUAUUAUUAUUAUUAUUAAUUUUCUUUUA
Erythranthe guttata (spotted monkey flower) is the source of this 1641-nucleotide messenger RNA. RefSeq names its product zinc finger CCCH domain-containing protein 67. Gene Ontology annotation, molecular function: metal ion binding; mRNA binding. NCBI's taxonomy places the organism in Eukaryota, Viridiplantae, Streptophyta, Magnoliopsida, Lamiales, Phrymaceae. The record is from RefSeq and is a predicted model, not a curated record.